CCUCGGCGCAUGUGCGAGAGAAGGCGCAGGCGCAGUGUUGCCGCACCCCCCAAAAACCCGAGACCAAGAUGGCGGCGCGCAGGCCGGUGCGGGGAAGUUGAGGGUGCUUGAGGCUCAGCGGCGGGUUCCCGCGCGCAGAUAUCGUAACCUUAAGAAUGCAGUCGGUUUGUCAGAGAGUUGGCACUUGUUCCUCAUGUUUGAAGCGACAACUAAAUGUCUUCCUGGGAUUAAUUAAAUGGCAGAGAAGACUGGUUCCCGCUUGUGUCAGAACUAUUUACAGUGAGACGGGGAAAUGGGAAAAAAACUAUGGGUUGCAGACAAGAAAAAGAGUUGAAAAUUGGUGGCUCCCAAGAAUAAAGGAUCAGUUCUGCAAAAUUUCAGAAACUGAUAAAUCAAGACCAAAGUUUUAUGUGCUUUCUAUGUUCCCAUAUCCUUCCGGAAAACUUCACAUGGGCCAUGUUCGUGUCUACACCAUAAGUGAUGCCGUAGCUCGGUUCCAGAAAAUGAGAGGGAUGCAGGUGAUAAAUCCAAUGGGAUGGGAUGCAUUUGGUUUACCAGCAGAAAAUGCUGCCGUUGAACAUGGGCUUCACCCUGCAAGCUGGACACAAAGUAAUAUUCAACACAUGAGGGAACAGUUUGAUGCACUAGGUCUGUCUUUUACGUGGGAAAGGGAAAUAAUGACUUGCUUACCAGAGUACUACAAAUGGACCCAAUAUCUCUUUCUUAAGCUUUUUGAAGCUGGGCUGGUGUAUCAAAAAGAGGCUUUGGUUAAUUGGGAUCCAGUGGAUCAGACCGUUCUAGCUAACGAACAAGUGGAUGACAAUGGUUGUUCAUGGCGUUCAGGAGCUAAAGUGGAACAGAAAUACCUCAAGCAGUGGUUUAUCAAAACCACUGCUUAUGCAAAGGCUAUGUUUGAUGCUUUGUCCGAUCUCCCCGAGUGGUAUGGUAUAAAAGAAAUGCAAGCAAAUUGGAUUGGUGACUGUGUUGGAUGCUCUCUUGACUUCUUGCUAAAGGUUAAUGGUCAAGUAACAGGAGAGAAGCUGGCAGCUUACACCUAUACCCCUGAAGCCAUUUAUGGAGCUUCCCAUAUAGCCAUCUUACCAAGUCACAGCCUGCUGAAUGGGAAUAGCAGUCUCAAGGAAGUCUUUCAGAGGGAGUUAAUCCCAGGGAAAGACUCCCUUACUUCAGUGACAGCUGUGAAUUUGCUUACCAAUCAGGAGAUUCCUGUAGUCAUUUCAGCAAAAAACAAUUUUGAGAAUUUUCUCACUACUAAAAUAGGAAUACCUAGUACAAGUGCAGAAGAUGCUGCAGUAGCAAAGGAUCUGGGCAUUUCUUUUACUGAAGUCAUUGAGACAUUGCCAAAUGGUUUGGAGAAAGUCAUUAAUUCUGGGGAGAUCACAGGCAUGACUCGUCAGGAGGCUUUAAAAGCUGUUACCCAGCAAGCCAAAACUAAAGGAAUAGGUGGAGACCUAACGAGUGACAAGUUAAGAGACUGGUUAAUAUCUCGACAGCGGUACUGGGGAACACCUAUUCCUGUCAUUCACUGCCAGACAUGUGGCACUGUCCCCGUACCUUAUGAAGACUUGCCUGUGGUGUUGCCAAACGUGACCACCUUCACGGGAAAGGGAGCCUCCCCUUUGGAAAGUGCUCCAGAAUGGGUGAACUGUCCCUGUCCCAGGUGUAAGGCAGCAGCACGGCGGGAAAUCGAUACCAUGGAUACAUUUGUCGAUUCUGCUUGGUACUACCUGAGGUACACUGACCCUCACAACACGGACAGGCCCUUUAAUAGCGACUUAGCAGAUUACUGGAUGCCUGUGGAUUUGUACAUCGGAGGAAAGGAGCAUGCAGUUAUGCACUUAUUCUAUGCAAGGUUUUUCAACCAUUUUUGCCGUGACUUAAAGAUGAUAAAACACAAGGAGCCUUUCCAUAAACUCUUGGUUCAAGGUCUUAUCAAGAAUCAGACAUUCAGACUAACAACAACAGGCCAGUGUUUGAAGAGAGAGGAGGUUGAUCUCACUGGAACUGAGCCAGUUCACCUAAAAACUGGUGAGAAGCUCCAAGUUGCUUGGGAAAAAAUGAGCAAAUCUAAGCACAAUGGAAUAGACCCUGAAGAGUUAGUGAAAGAAUAUGGCAUUGACACCCUACGUCUUUACAUUCUGUUUGCUGCUCCUCCAGAACAGGAUAUUUUGUGGGAUACUAAAACUGAUGCUAUGCCAGGUGUUCAGAGAUGGCAGACCCGCCUCUGGAUGCUUGUAACCAAACUUAUUGAAGCAAGAACUUCUGGAACGACUCCCAAUCGAGAGCUUCUGAAUAAGAAAGAGAAGGCUGAAGCCAGAAAGAUCUGGGAGCAGAAGAAUUUCGUGAUUUCUGAGGUAACAGAGUGCUUCACAAAGGAUCAUUUGUUCAACGCUGCUAUUUCCCGGUUGAUGAGCCUCACUAACAUACUCCAUCAAGCUUCUCGGCCUCUAAUUCUCCACAGUGCAGAAUUUGAAGAUGCUUUGGCUACACUCUGCAUCAUGGUUGCACCCAUGGCUCCACACAUUGCAUCGGAAAUGUGGAAAGGUUUGGCACAUAUGCAGAAUAAACUUUGUACUCAUCAUCACUGGGAUGUUGAUGUGCUGCAUCAGUCCUGGCCCAAAGUAGACCCAGAGUACCUUCAGCCAUCAGAUGUUGUGGAGAUGUCUGUUCUGAUCAAUAACAAAGCUUGUGGCAAAGUUCCUGUGCCUCAGCAAGCAGCCCGCAAUUUUGAAGAAGUCCAUGAGCUAGUUCUUCAAAGUGAGCUUGGAGCCAAGCAUCUCCAAGGAAGAACCAUUAAAAAGGCCUUUCUGUCUCCAAGGACUGCCCUUAUCAACUUCUUAGUGCAAGAAUAGCGAAGAAUCUGCUGGACUAUAAAAGGGAACUGGAAUCUUUAGAGAUUAAACCAAUUCAAAAAUACCAGAUAUGGUUAUAUAGAUCUCAUGUAACGAUGGGGAAAGACGUGUUGUUAAAAUCAGGUUGCUGCUAAAUCUUCAUUUCAGUGUGGAGAAAUGCAUGGAAUUAAAGUUUCUUAUCAGGUCACAGA
Messenger RNA from Columba livia (rock pigeon), 3061 nucleotides. It is a transcript of the gene LARS2, whose product is annotated as leucyl-tRNA synthetase 2, mitochondrial. The transcript is spliced from 21 exons. Gene Ontology annotation, molecular function: leucine-tRNA ligase activity; ATP binding; aminoacyl-tRNA deacylase activity. Bases 156 to 2870 code for a protein of 904 amino acids. Gene Ontology annotation, biological process: mitochondrial translation; leucyl-tRNA aminoacylation. Gene Ontology annotation, cellular component: mitochondrion. The record is from RefSeq and is a predicted model, not a curated record. NCBI's taxonomy places the organism in Eukaryota, Metazoa, Chordata, Aves, Columbiformes, Columbidae.